CUUAAAAUACAAAGCAUAUGGUCUUUUAAGAACCUGCAACUCAAUCCAAAGGAACUUAUUCCCAGAUCCAUGUGUUUUAGUUUAGAGAUGAUUAAGAGAAACUUUCUCGUUGUUUUAGUGUUUUUAACUCAGUAAGGGGAAUCCCCACUUCAAAGCUCCAAUAUUGACUUUCAAUGUCUUCACAUCCAACGAUGAACCAAAACCAGACAUAAAUCGAGCAAGGCAAAAUUGUUCCAGAACCAAACCAAAUCAGUACUUUUUUUUUUAAUGGUUUCUUUUAAUUGUUUUUUUUAUCUUUUCUGUUGGUCAAUAUAGUGGUGUCCACAUGUUUUGAUGAACUUUGCCCAUAAUUGCUACGUGUUAUUGUUUGCUCCACCUCCCACAGCUUCCAAUUAUAUUCGGACAACAGAUCUACCACCGCCUCAAUACGCCUUCUGCUUUGACUUCUCAUCGAUCUCCGAUAGCUUUACUUCAGGCGUCCCCCCACUUCCUUUUCCACUCCGUCUUUCGAUUUGCACGUUACAUCUUUUCCUCUCACUAGCCCUAAAUUUGAUUUCUAUUUCUAUAUGAACCGAUUUCUCCCCCCCAUCUCCAUCGAUUCGACGCCGUUGCUCAGCCCAACUUCCGAUGGCAUCUUCCACAACCGCCAAUUCAUCAGAGGUACUCCCACCCUCCGUGGUGCUGCGAGAUUCCUCCGCCGCCUUACUAGCCGACAGAUGCUCCGUCAGCCGUAGAUACAUGUGAGGGAAUCUGCGGCUGAGCAAAUCGAAAAACAGCAGACCGAUUGGGCUUACUCACGGCCGGUUGUGAUCCUAGGCCUAAUUUGGAACCUUGCGUUCAUUGUUGUUUCAAUUUCUGUGCUGAUUAUGAGUCUAAAGGAGAAUCCGAAGAGGCCUUUCAGGCUUUGGAUUGUUGGAUAUGUGUGCCAGUGUUUGCUUCAUAUGAUUUGUGUGUGUGUGUGUGUGUUGAGUACAAACACAGAUACCAGCAACUUUCAUCGGAUUAUGGUGGCAAUUUGAGAUCGGAAGUUAAUAAUGGAAAUCGAAAUCCAAAUUCGAGUUCCAACUCUUCGAGCUCAGGGAGCGAUGAAGGGGAGAAUGCAGAUUUUGUGUCAAAUAGUUUGCAGAAUGAUGAUGAUACCAGAUGUCGAUGAUCUUGAUUUCUUUGGUGAGAGACGGAAGAGGAAAAGAUGGCAACUGAAUCCCACCACCACAAACUUCGUCUCUCACCCUCUCACUUAUCGCAUCAACAACACCGGUCACCACUACUACUCUACCUUCUCUACCAAAUUGCAGCUUCUGAGCCGAACAACCACCACUGCUGCGAUUCAGCACCAGUUGAAAAGCACCGCUCCUGCUCCAAACAGAUUAUCAACGAAUAUCCAAUGUAGCAACAUGUGA
Molecule: messenger RNA, 1400 nt
Organism: Lactuca virosa
Lineage: Eukaryota; Viridiplantae; Streptophyta; Magnoliopsida; Asterales; Asteraceae
Source: the annotation of a GenBank genome assembly